AGCCGCUGCCUGGGCAGGAUCCCCGAUGGCGCCACCCCCGGCCCCACUGCUGGUUCCGAUGCCUGGGGAGAUCUGGCCCGGUUUCAGGAAGCCUGAGCUUGUGAGCUUCGCGGACGUGGCCGUGUACUUCUCCCCGCAGGAGUGGGGGUGUCUGCGGCCCGCGCAGAGAGCCCUGUAUCGGGAGGUGAUGCGCGAGACCUACGGCCUCCUGGGCGCGCUCGGGUUCCCGGGCCCCAAACCAGCCCUCAUCUCUUGGAUGGAACAGGGGAGUGAGGCUUGGAGCCCCGCCGCCCAGGAUCCUGAGGAGGGGGAAAGACUGGGAGGAGCUCCGAGAGGAGACAUUCUGAAUGAGACAGAGCGGGGCUGCAAGGAAGGAGGAGAGAGACCGGCAGAGGCUCCGACUCAGUUGCAACCUAAAGAGGUGGUUGAACAUAAGACUUAUUCCAUGGCUACCAAGUCCUCUGCAGGGGCACAGCCACCUCCCAAAGCUGCCCCAGACCAGAUAGCAGGUAUGCAGCUUCCUGUCCAGGUACCGAGCUCGGAUAUUCAGGCCAGCCAGCGACGUCAUGUGUGUGUGGACUGUGGACGCCGGUUUACCUAUCCAUCUUUGCUGGUCAGCCACCGGCGCAUGCACUCUGGUGAGCGACCCUUCCCCUGCCCAGAGUGUGGUGUACGCUUCAAGAGGAAGUUCGCAGUGAAAGCACACCAAUGGAUCCACCGUUCCUGCUCAGGGGGUCGCCGCGGCCGAAGGCCUGGGAUCAGGGCUGUGCCUGGAGCCCCAGUCCGAGGUGACCGGGAUCCACCAGUGCUCUUUCGGCACUAUCCAGACAUCUUUGAGGAGUGUGGGUGAGUUGAACAGCUGCCUCCGUCUGGAGGUCCGGAGCCUGGAGUGGAACAUGAACUUGGCAACUGGGACAAAUGAGUCAAGACUUCUUGAGGAUCUCUUGUAAACUUGUAAAAAGAAAUAUGCCUGUAAAGAUUCGUACAGAUUAAACCUGACACCUCUCCCCUCC
Molecule: messenger RNA, 1013 nt
Organism: Mus caroli (Ryukyu mouse)
Lineage: Eukaryota; Metazoa; Chordata; Mammalia; Rodentia; Muridae
Gene: Znf688
Product: zinc finger protein 688
Biological process (GO): regulation of DNA-templated transcription
Source: RefSeq, a predicted model, not a curated record